AUGCACGCGAUUUUGCGAACGUUUUACAAAAGUAGGGAUCAAAGCUACCAGUGGAUCAGUCGUUCCAUACCCGUGAAUUAUCGAUCAAGAUUGUACCAUGGCGAUAACGGGGUUUACGGUUAUAAACCGAAGACACCGAGAUCCUUCGAAGUACCGAAAGAGUACCUGGAAACACGUUCGAAAUAUAGCAAUUUCUACAGGCUCGUUACUGCAUACAGAGAACUGGCUCACAAGCAAGCAAACGUAGAUCCCAUCUCGCCGAAAAGACCGAUAUCAGUGGCAGAACUGAACCCAGAAAGAUACGGUUUAAAUCUGAACGACCGAGUUUCCUUCAAGGGAAUUCUGGAAAUGGGGAAAGAGGAAGGAACCGUGGAGGAAGCGUUAAAAUUUCUGGACAAGACUUACAGUGACACGAUAGGACUGGAGUUUAGCUAUCUGGAGACCGAAGAGGAGAGAGAAUGGUUCGCGGAGACCGCGGAGAAGUGUUUAGCGGAACCACUGACAGAUGAAACGCGAGUAGCUAUCGCGAUGGAAAUGCUCAAGAGCCAGACCUUCGAACAGUUCAUGGCUAUCAAGUUCGUGAGUCUAAAAAGAUACAGCGGCGAGGGUGCCGAAAGUAUGACAGCCUUCUUCCACGAAUUUUUUAAACUAUGCACUAAUGAUAAUUUAGAGUACGUCGUACUCUGUAUGCCGCACCGAGGUCGUCUGAAUUUUCUCACGGGAAUGCUGAAUUUCCCUCCAGAAAAAUUGUUCCGAAAACUACGAGGAUACUCCGAGUUCCCGGACGACGUUACAGCCACUGGCGAUGUAGUUACGCACUUGGUUUCAUCCACUGACCUGAACAUCGAUCGAAAACGUCUUCACGUAACGAUGCUACGAAAUCCCUCGCAUUUGGAAGCCGUGAACCCGGUUUCCAUGGGAAAGACUCGUGGGAUGAUGCAGGUCGUAAAGGACGGUGCUUAUAACGAGAAUGAAAACGUUCAAUGGAGCGACAGAGUGUUAAACAUACAAGUACACGGAGACGCAGCUUACGCUGCUCAGGGUGUCGAUCAGGAAUGCUUAGCACUGUCUGCGGUUCCUCAUUUCGAAAUAGGUGGAACUAUUCAUCUGAUAAUCAACAAUCAGUUAGGUUUCACGACACCACCUUCCAGAGGCAGAUCGUCACGGUAUUGCACGGACCUAGCGAAAAUGAUCUCCGCUCCGGUGAUACACGUGAACGGGGACGAUCCCGAGAUGGUCGUGCGAGCAGCUAGAUUAGCCUUCAGAUAUCAGAGAAAGUUUCGGAAAGACGUGUUCGUGGAUUUAAAUUGCUUUAGGAGAUGGGGUCACAAUGAGCUGGACGAUCCUGUGUUCACGAAUCCGGUCAUUUAUCAAAUCAUACAAAAUCGCCCAUCGAUACCCGAUCGAUACGUGGACGAACUCGCAAAGGGCAACGUCCUAUCAACGGCGAAGGCGAAGAACAUUGUCGAGAGCUAUCAUGCCGUGCUAAAUAAAGCGUUGAAUAAAGUAGAUAUGUAUGUCCCGCAGCCUGCGUAUUUCGCCGGCAUAUGGAGCGGCAUAAAACAAGCUGACGCUUGUAUAACGCAGUGGGACACGGGAGUUAAUUUAAGCUUAUUGAGAUUCAUCGCCGACAAGAGCGUCCACAUCGAGGAUGACUUGAUAAUACACCCGAAAUUAAAAAAGAGUCAUAUUCAACCGCGAUUGGAAAAAUUAGCCAGCGGUGAACACUUGGAUUGGGCUACUGCCGAAGCUCUGGCAAUCGGAACCUUGUUGUAUCAAGGAUAUAAUGUCAGGAUAAGUGGACAGGACGUAGGCCGUGGAACGUUCUCCCACAGACAUGCAAUGCUCGUGGAUCAAUCCACAGGAGAUAUCCAUAUUUCGUUGAACUCUAUGAUCGAGGGGCAAACAGGGAAGUUAGAGCUGGCUAAUAGUAUUCUAGCGGAGGAAGCGGUUUUAGGAUACGAGUACGGUAUGAGUAUAGCUGUUCCAACUACUUUGACGAUAUGGGAGGCACAGUUUGGAGACUUUUUUAACGGGGCACAGAUCGUUAUCGAUACGUUCGUAACCAGCGGCGAAGCAAAGUGGAUGCUAAGCAGCGGUUUAACGAUACUUUUGCCGCACGGUUACGACGGUACAGGUCCCGAACAUAGUUCCUGUAGGCUCGAAAGAUUUCUGCAGAUGACCGACAGCAACGAAGACAAACCCGACGGCGAUAAUGUCAAUAUGCAUGUGACCAACCCAACGACACCGGCACAAUAUUUUCAUUUAUUGAGAAGACAAAUGGUGAGGAACUUUAGGAAACCGUUGAUAAUAGUAGCACCGAAAAUACUGUUGCGCCAUAUCGCUGCGACCUCGGCGUUAGCGGAUAUGGGACCGCAGACAACAUUUAAAAGCGUUAUAGGAGACGAAAAGGCGAAGGCGUCUGAAGUAACUAAAAUAAUUUUCGUAACUGGGAAACACUAUUACGCUCUCGACAAUUUUAGAGAGACUACAGAACAGAGUAACGUUGCAAUUAUCCGAGUCGAAAGUUUGUGCCCCUUCCCGGUUCAAGAUCUUUUGCAAGAAAUCGACAGAUACAAACGUGCUAACACUUUCAUAUGGAGUCAAGAGGAACCGCAAAAUAUGGGAGCGUGGAGCUUUGUCAAACCCCGUUUUGAGAAUUUGUGUGGUAGACCGCUAAGAUAUAGUGGUCGCAAGACCAUGGCCGCGGUUGCCGUUGGCGAAGGACAGUUGCAUCAACAAGAAGCUCAAGAAGUUAUCGUAAGGCCCUUUAACAUGAAAUGAUGCUCGUAUUCCAUUAUACGUUUGACUCUGUUUUAUUUUAACACUCGGUUCAACUGCCAAAAAUUACAUUUACCUGUAUAACAUCGUUUUAUACUAUGUUAAGGAAUAAAUUAUUUAUACGUCGUGAAUAUUUA
Molecule: messenger RNA, 2918 nt
Organism: Ceratina calcarata
Lineage: Eukaryota; Metazoa; Arthropoda; Insecta; Hymenoptera; Apidae
Product: putative 2-oxoglutarate dehydrogenase E1 component DHKTD1 homolog, mitochondrial
Exons: 12
Coding region: 1-2784 (927 amino acids)
Molecular function (GO): oxidoreductase activity, acting on the aldehyde or oxo group of donors, disulfide as acceptor; thiamine pyrophosphate binding
Source: RefSeq, a predicted model, not a curated record